Messenger RNA from Rhodofomes roseus, 928 nucleotides. Its product is annotated as snare-like protein. Lineage: Eukaryota; Fungi; Basidiomycota; Agaricomycetes; Polyporales; Fomitopsidaceae. The transcript is spliced from 4 exons. The coding region runs from base 154 to 831 and encodes 225 amino acids. The record is from RefSeq and is a predicted model, not a curated record. Gene Ontology annotation, cellular component: TRAPP complex. Gene Ontology annotation, biological process: endoplasmic reticulum to Golgi vesicle-mediated transport.
CUUGUACUGAACGUCCAUCUCACGGCGCGUUGUCCUAACGGGCUCGGUUGAUACAAGCGUGCUCCGCCACUGUGUCAGAUACGUCAGUGGCCUACUCAGCUCCCAUAGUAGUAGACAUCCGAACGAGCGGGGCAAGCGCCUCCCAGCUGCAAUAUGACAAUCUACAGCCUCUACAUCUACGACAGACACUGCAACUGCGUCUACUACCAAGACUGGCACCGCAGCAAGCGACCGCGCACCGCCGUCGAGGGCGGGCUGCUCCCCGCCGUGUCCGCCGCGGUCUACCCCAAGCUCGAAGACCCCACGCCGGACGCGGCCGGCUCGCGCUACGGCACCCCGCGCAACACGCUCACCUCCGCGACGGGCGUCGUCGUCGCGGUGAACGAGGACGCGCCGCGGACGCCGCUGCCCCCGCCGCGCGCGAACUCGCCCCCGGUCCAGCAGCAGCAGCAGCAGUCACAGCAGCAGUCGCAGUCGAGCGCGACGCUGACGUUUGACGAGGAGGCGAAGCUCGUGUAUGGCGUCGUGCUCUCGCUGCGGAACCUGGUCAGGAAGCUCUCCGGGAGGGACGAGCAGUUCGUCAAUUACACGACGUCGACGUACAAGCUGCACCUCUACGAGACGCUCUCGGGCUACAAGUUCGUCAUACUCAGCGACCCCAAGGCAGACUCGCUGCGGUUCGUCCUCCGCCAGAUCUACGCGGGGCCCUUCAUCGAGUACGUCGUCCGCAAUCCGCUCGUGCAGAUGGACUCGAGGGAACAGGGCAUCGACAACGAAUUCUUCCGAUUGAGCACGGACAGGAUGAUACGUGGCUUGACCGUCUUCGAGUGACGACGGCCCGCUGUUGUACCACUACAUCUCGUUCACGCAUUCGUCGCCAUACGUGUCACACUGCGGAUUCAUCCAUCCAUGCGAUAUUGCCGUGUAA